Bubalus bubalis (water buffalo) is the source of this 3764-nucleotide messenger RNA. It is a transcript of the gene TMEM123, whose product is annotated as transmembrane protein 123. The transcript is spliced from 13 exons. Bases 94 to 1239 code for a protein of 381 amino acids. The record is from RefSeq and is a predicted model, not a curated record. Gene Ontology annotation, cellular component: cytoplasmic vesicle. NCBI's taxonomy places the organism in Eukaryota, Metazoa, Chordata, Mammalia, Artiodactyla, Bovidae.
AGGGGAAGGGGGAGGGGAAGGGGAGCAGGCUCUCAGCCGUGCCGCAGCCGCUCGGUGAGGACCCGCGAGGCCUCGGCGUCCCGCCUCGGAACAAUGGGACUCGGCGCCCGAGGUUUCCUGACGUUGCUGGCCCUGGGGGUCGUGCUGGGGGUGGCGCUGCUGAAGGUUUUCACGGACAGCGCGGACCCCGAGGGAUCUGCAAGCCAAAAGAAUCCUAUGUCUGUAGAAAAUUCCAAUGAUAACCAAGGAGGAACUGCAGACAAUGAUCCUAAAUCUCUAGAAAACUCCAAGGAUAACCAAGGAGGAUCUUCAAGCCAGAAUAAUCCUCAGUCUGGAGGAAACUCCAACGGUAACAACCAAGCAGGAUAUUUCUUUGUAUUUAAAGGACCUCCAAACCAGCAGAAUCUUCAAUCUGCAGGAAACUCCAAUGAUAACCAAGGAGGAUCUUCAAGCCAGAAUAAUCCUCAGUCUGGAGGAAACUCCAAUGGUAAAAACCAAGCAGGAUCUUCAAGCCAGAAUAAUCCUCAGUCUGGAGGAAACUCCAAUGAUAACAACCAAGGAGGAUCUCCAAAGCAGAAUAAUGAUCAAUCUAAAGAAAAGUCCAGUGGUCAGCAAGGAGGAUCUCCAAACCAGAAUAAUGGUCAGCCUGAAGAAAAGCCCGGUGAUCAACAAGAAGGCCCCAUUGAGCUCACUCUGAUGUUCAUGUCUUCAGUGGGAGACCCAAAGGGACAUCCCAGCCAUAGACAUGAAUCUCCCAAUGUCAGUGCGAAACCAUCAACAGCUUCAGUUUCCCCAGUCUCAAAGAAUGUGACCACUACCACCUUGAAACCCAUAGGAAAAUCAUCAUCAGAAACGAAAGAUUCCUCAGCCUCAAAUCAUGGGACAGCCACCACCUCGAAACCCUUUGCAACAUCUAAAAUGAUAACACCAGUGGUCUCAACAAAUAUGACUUCUGCCACCUUAAGGUCUACACCCAAAAUAACAAAUGUUUCACAAAAUACAUCCCAGGUAUCAGUAUCCACAGUGACCACAGCCCACAAUAGUUCUUCAUCAGUAACAGUCACAACAACUAUUAUUUCUAAGGAAAAUAAAGGAUCAAAAUUUGAUACUGGCAGCUUUGUUGGUGGUAUUGUAUUAACAUUGGGAGUUUUAUCUUUUCUUUACAUUGGAUGCAAAGUGUAUUAUUCAAGACGAGGCAUUCGGUAUAGAACCAUUGAUGAACAUGAUGCCAUCAUUUAAGGGACUCCAAGAACCAAUGGAAAGAAGAGUGAUACAGCCCUAUCAGCUAAUUUUGAUUUAUUACUUUAAUACAGUAUUCUUUUCUUGAAAAUAGCAUAAACAGGCCAUGCAUAUAAUAUACAGUGUAUUAUAUAAAUAUGUAAAGAUUCCUCAUGAUUAUUAAAGGAAAAAGGUUUUAGUUUGGGGGUUUUUAAUGAACAUAUGGAGCAUAUAGUUAAUGCAAUGGUUUUAUAUUCAGUUUUAGAAAAUACAUAGUAAGACAAACAAGUCUGGUCUUACUUUUCUGUGGCAUUGGUCACAUAGGCCAGUAAUUGGAAAGCACCAUCACUGAAGGGUAUGAUGCCAUCUGGUCAUUCAGAUAAGGAGCUUGUCUCAGCACUAAGGAUUUUGAUGUCUUUGUUAGUCACACAAAGAAUCUCAGUGCUAAUAAAAGCUGGAUAUAUCCUAAUUACCAUUGCCACAUAGCAGAAAUUAUAUGAAUAAGCCACGACUUAAGCAUAAUUUUAGUUUAUUGUCUCUUCAGAAACCAUCAAUAUUUUCUAUAUUUAAAGUUAGUUAUUUUGUUUAGAACAAAAUACAUGCCCUCCCCCACCAAAAAAAAAAAAAAACAACUAAAACUAGAAACCGUAUCUGGGCUCAUCCUUGUUAGAGAGCCAUUGGAGAGCCUGUACUUUUCUUCUGCGCUUUCAAUAGCAGUUGAUGUAGCUGCCUUUUUUCCCCUCUGUAAUUGCAGUGUUUAACAUAAUAAUGUUUUAAAGACUUAGUUGUUAGUAUUAAAUAAAUUAGAUUAUUUGCUACUGUGAGAACACUGGCAUCACUGGAAAUUGCUUUAUUUCAUGUUCAGUUGUUAAUUUUAUAUUUAGUGAAUAUUUUUAACAGAUGUAGAACUGCUUUCAAUGUUUAGAAAUGGUUAACAUAAUGUAAACAGACCUAGCUUUAAAAAAAAAUAAGACCUUUCGAUGAUUUCCACAGCAGCACUUAGCACUCUUUGGUCCAAAUGAGAGAUAAGUGCUGUGUUUGCCAAGCCAGGGGCUGUGGGCUCCCCUCGGGCUGCUACACAUGUAGGCGCACUCCGUCAGCGUCACUCAGAGAUUUGGGGAAAUAGCAUUUUUACACUAAAACACCAGCAUAUUUUGGAAUAAAUUCUUACACAGUUUUAAAACAGGAGUUUUUAAGACCGGACAUUCCUGCUUCCGUAUUUGGGUCUUCUCUCAACUACUCCUCUUCUCCCCUGCUGAGGAGGAGGCACUUUCAGAUGUAUUAUGUUAAUGGAGAGGAAAAAGCAUAAUAUUGUAAAGACAGCAGUAUUAGCCAACAUAUUUUGGAGUGUUUCAGCUUUACAGUUUAUAUUCCAGCACUCAAAACUCAGGGUCAAGUUUUAACAAAAGAGAUACUUAGUCAUACUACAUACUAACAUACUGUUUCUUCUAUCUUAGACGGUCAAAGUAAAUCACACCAAUUUCUGACAGCCCAGAAAUGAGCUAAGAAGUCCUAAUAAAUGUGUACGUUCAUUUAAGAGGAAUUAAAUGUAACUUUUGUGCAGAGAAUCAAGAAUUCUGAUGUGAAAGGAUCAUUUCUACUCACUGUGUAUUGUGGCCAACUGGCAUGAUGAAUAAUAAGAAUUAUCCAAAAUGUGGAUGUGACAGGAUGGUGGAUGUGACGCAUGCAGUGUGAAGGAGUAUUAGGAAACGUGUGUUUGCAUUAGUUUGAAAAGAGAUCUGGGCUGAUAGAUAACUUGUAUGUUACUAACUUAUCCAUAACUGGUCCUCUAACCACUGCUUCACUUUUUUGCAAAAUAUACUGAAGACACGUUUUAUAGUAAAGAAGGCUUUUUAACCUUAACUUGUCUUCUGAAUUCUUGAUAUUUCAGUACUUCAAGUCAGUCAGAACUUUGUAAACAGGCCUGAAAUUUUCUUGAAUACUUGUUUCUUAGCACUUUGAAAAUAUAAAACCACUUUUUAAGUACUGAAUGUCAUUAUUUGCCUUUAAAAUUUCCUGUGCUUGGGGCUUGAAAAAAUUUAGUUAUGUCUUUUUCUGUAUAUAAGUUGUAUAAUUUGUUACUUUCAAAUAUCAGUAGUUCAAUGCAAUCAGGUUUUGGGGUUUGGGGUUUUUUUUGUUUAUCUGCAAAAAAUAAGGGAAACAGCUAUAUAAACCAGUAUUUCACUUUGGAGCACAUUUCCUAAGUAUAAAUUUAUCUUCCUCAUUAUGUUUACUUCAGCAAAUGUUCAGUUUCAUUUGCAUUCUUUAAGAAUGUAUUUACUUGAAGAUAAAAGCAAUUCAAAAGUAUGUUUAAAUAUUAGGUAGAAUUCAACUUAUGAUUUUUAAAUUUCCUUGGAUAGUCCAUACAAUAAAUAAUUCAAAUACAGUUAAUGAGAGCUGGCAAAAUUAGACUAAUUUUGUAUUUUUCAGGAAAAAAUUAUAAAGCAAAUUUCUGUUAUUUUUUUCUUUUUAUUAUAAGGACCAACUUUUGGUAUUUCCUUGUUACUGAGAUCUAUUUUUAGAAUAAAAUUUUGUUCUUUAUCAGA